Molecule: messenger RNA, 4025 nt
Organism: Corticium candelabrum
Lineage: Eukaryota; Metazoa; Porifera; Homoscleromorpha; Homosclerophorida; Plakinidae
Exons: 26
Coding region: 290-3724 (1144 amino acids)
Biological process (GO): positive regulation of GTPase activity; Ras protein signal transduction
Cellular component (GO): plasma membrane
Molecular function (GO): guanyl-nucleotide exchange factor activity
Source: RefSeq, a predicted model, not a curated record
UUCGUCUCCUAAUAUGGACGGUGUUGUGUCUGUCUGAUACUCGCCCAGUAGUGCAACCGUCGAGGUUUUCCGUUCGUUCCGAGUGCUACAUUACUUUAAAAUCGUCCGACUGUCGUAUCGAGCGCGCAAACGGGUCUUCCCGUUUCGACAUGGGAAACUGAACUGCGCGCGAGUUCUCGCUGCCCGUUCAGAGAAACCGCAACAGAACGGUGAUGACCUUUCAACUCGUCGGCCGCAAUCGAGUAAACGACGCCUUGUUCGCCUAAGCUAAUCCACACGUUCGUUCGUCAUGCCGGUCGAACGCAACGAAGGGAUGCCAUACAGGAACAGUGGCACAUUGAAGAAGAAGUUGAAGCGAUUGACAGGGAAACUACCGUCACCUACUGUGACAAGGAAACAUGGAGAUGCCACCACAGAAACAGAUGGCGGUGGUGCUGGUCAAGGUCAUGUGGACAAACAAGUUACAAUUAGAAAGCAUAGUAAAGAGCAACUGGAGGCAGAAGGCAAGACGGUGGGUGUUCACCUUCAGUACAUGCAAGUUUUUUUCAAAGACCUCGGCAAUGAUUCUAAAGAUUAUAGUAAAGUCCCUGAUCUGACGGACACGAUUUUGGUGUCUGUGAGAAACUUUCUGGAUGUGAUCAACACUCUACUGAGGGGCAUCAACUCUGAAGAGCUUCAAAGCGACAGACAAAUGGCCUUUAGCAGUCGUAAUGAUUUACUACAGCAGUUGGCUGGAUUGGUCAGAUGGGCUGAUUCUCUAUACUUGAGUGAGUUUCGUCGAAGUUUUGAUGCUGAUCCAUUUGUAACUCACAUCGAACCACUUGUUGAUACUGUGAAGAAUUUGGUGACGAGUGUUUCAAGGUUGUGUUCUGCUCAAGAAGAAGCAGAUCCAAACAAGUCUAUCACUCGAAUGCGACAUCGAUCUCUUCCUAGUGCAAAACUGGAAAUGUUUCUUUCUUCUACAACACAAUCAUUACCGAGGAGGACUGCCAUCUCUCGCUCCACAGAAAACAUUUUAGAACUGGAGUCGCCCAAACCGAAGAGAAAUGCAAUGACAUCCAGUGAGAGUGAAGGUCAGAUUAGUCGCCUCAGAAGGAAUCCCGACCAGUCACUCACCACUAGUUCUAUUCAAUCAAACUUUAAUCUUUCGCCGAGAAUGUCGAGAAAGGACAGAAGUCCUCUGGCUCACAGCUAUCAGAGUGGAAGCAUGGGAUCAAGUGCAGACCAGCUGUCUGAUGUCUCGGUAGACAGUCUUAAUGAACCUACUGAUACCUCAAGUGGGAGCUCACCCAAUCCACCGAAGAUUGACAAUGAGGAGGAGGAGAAACCACCUCCAUUACCAAUUAAGAAACGAAACAGCAUACCAACAGAUGGAGACAUUUCUGUUGUGGAUAGACCGGGUUUCCUCCCUUUGUAUAUGGACGAUCGCGCGAGAAUGCAAAUGGGAUUGACUGGGCAUGAUUCGGGUGCUGACAUGGAGUCACGUGCUCCUCUCCAAGCGAAAUAUUCCGGCAACGUUGGCAUGCAAUUGAUUAAUCCCGCGUUUCGGAAAAGUGCAGAACGUGGAGUGACUAAACGCGGUCCGAUGAAGGCGACCGUCGAUGUACUUGGCGGUAUGAAUGGUGUGCAGACGGCACUACACGCUUGUCUACCAGAUAACCACACUGCAAUGAGACGGCAGCAGGUUACCGGUCACCAACCUGUUUUACUGAGCAAUGCAGUGCCAGAUGGUUGCUCUCAGCCGCCUGCUAAGCCUUCGAGGCAAAGAAAUUCGACGUCGUCCAAGCCGACUCCGGUCAACCUCUCACUGAAUAUAUCAUCUGUGUCGGACACUUCAACUCUAGAUGACAGUUCAAGUAUCGUAAGUCUUGGUUCUGACUCAACGUUGAAUGACAAUAACACUCCGCAGCGACGCACGAGUCUCCCUGGAAGUCCAAUCGUUAGUUAUGCUCGUUCCCCGAGCAUGGAUUUGACCGAGACAAUGUCUCCUCCUGCUAAACCGCCUCGACCAUCGACCGGGGCUCUUGUUCGUCCCGCCAAACCACCACGCCCUCCAACACCAGUUAAACUACCAGAUCAGCUUUUUCUUGUUGACGGAACGAAGCCGCCUCCUCUUCCAUUGAAGAAGAAACAACAAGUACCGAAAUACUUUGAGAUAUUUAAUCAGCAGCAGAAUGAGCACGCAGAGGACGAAUACGAUCCAUUACAGUUCUACCAGUCAUAUCAGUUAGAGUGGCCUCAACCAAGUAUGGUCGACUGGAACACGCUAAAUCUCAGUCCUGGAUUGAAAUUAAACUUUGACGCUGAAAACACGGACAAGGCUCCACCUCUGCCAGUGAAGAAGAAAACCUUGAGUUCUCGUGGUCGGACUCUGUCUGUUCCUUGCGACACUGAAAAUGCCACGUUGAACGAUUCUAGUAAAUGUAGUAGUGAACCGAAUGUGCUUGACAGUGUAACUUCUGUACAGACGAGUGAUUCUGAGGAUGCAGCCACCGAGUACGAAUUGUCUAGAACGGUGAUGGUGACACCUCUCGAUAAGUUAGAGAAAGAGUUGCUGUUUAACGAGGGGCACGAGUCUGGUACGAGGGUGUUGCGAGGCGGCAGUGUAGAUGCUCUCAUUGCUUGUGCAUGUGCAGCAAAGGAAACCGGGCCAGAGGGCCCAUACUUUGAAGCAUUUCUUAUGACCUACCGAACGUUCGUAACAUCUGAGACGGUCCUUGAAAAACUGCUGGAGAGCCAUGACUUCUACUUGACAAAGAGUGACCAAGUUGGUUCAACGAAUACUCUCAGCUUAUUGAUGAGAGUCGUUGAUUACUUGAGCAGCAGCGAACUAAAUCAAGAGAUGACCGAUCGCCUAAUAGAUGUCGUGUAUCGACUGUUGUGCUCCGAUGAGCUCAAACUGGCAGUCGUGCUUCGUCUGAAACUUAUGCAGAAAUGGAAAUCGCUGCACGAGCUGAAGGAUCCGCCUGCGAACUACCUGAUGACAAAACCGGAUCCCACGUCAAGAGCAAGGAAGAUAACCGAAUUCAAGAGCCGCCAGUUGGCUGAGCAGAUGACGUUACUCGAUAUGAAGUUCUUUCAAAACAUCGAGGCCCAUGAGAUGUUGUUAUGGGCGGAGGAGCAGAACGAAGAGAGAAACCCUUCGUUGACUGCAUUUACCGGUCACUUCAAUAACGUCAGUGGCUGGUGUCGCACGCGGUUGAUUGAGAGCAAGGACUCGAAGGAACGAGAAAAGGUUGCUCUCAAGCUGCUGAAAGUGAUGAGACACUUGAAACUGAUGAACAACUUUAAUUCGUAUUUGGCAAUUCUGUCUGCGAUGGAUUCGGCCGCAAUCAGCCGAUUGGACUGGUCGGAUGAAGUUGUCAAGGGUCUUGAAGAGCCUCACGCACUGAUUGACAACACUUCGUCAUUCAAAGCAUACCGAACGGCUCUAAGGGAAGCAAAGUCUCCAUGUAUACCGUACAUAGGCAUGUUUCUACAGGACCUUACGUUUUUGCAUCUUGGUAGUCCAAGCUUUUUAGACAAAAAUGAGAAGAAAUUUGUCAAUUUUACCAAACGGUGGAAACAGUUCAACGUACUGAAGAAAAUUCGACAGUGUCAGCAAGUAGAGUAUCAGUUCGAACGCGACGAAACUGUGGUUCAAGUUUUCAAUAAAUUCGAGAAUUACCUCGGAGACGAACAAAUCUAUCAGCGGUCGUUGCUCUUCAAACCGAGACAAUUUUAAAGUCUACCAUCCGGAUGUUGUAGCCAAUAGAGUGGGAGGAGAGGGAAAUUAUCGAACUUGUAUUUUGUGCAAAGGAAUAUACGGUAGAUGCAACAGACCAAUGGAAAGGCAUAAUGCGCAUGUACGCUGUACAACCGAUGGGCUGUAAGUAUGGGGAUGUAGCCGCGAGUCUGUAGUGUCUAGAGAAUUUGUAGUGUGCGAAUUCGCCGUCGGACGGACGGUUUCGAUGAGUUGGCCAUUAUUAGUUUUAUUGAACUUACGGCCUGAAAGUAUUUUAAGUAAUAUAGAAUGAAACGUGUCA